Molecule: messenger RNA, 8880 nt
Organism: Corythoichthys intestinalis (scribbled pipefish)
Lineage: Eukaryota; Metazoa; Chordata; Actinopteri; Syngnathiformes; Syngnathidae
Gene: grin1b
Product: glutamate receptor, ionotropic, N-methyl D-aspartate 1b
Exons: 21
Coding region: 603-3320 (905 amino acids)
Biological process (GO): monoatomic ion transport; chemical synaptic transmission; regulation of membrane potential
Cellular component (GO): NMDA selective glutamate receptor complex; plasma membrane; neuron projection
Molecular function (GO): NMDA glutamate receptor activity
Source: RefSeq, a predicted model, not a curated record
CUCCUCCUCCUCGCCAUCAACACGCGCGCACCAGCGAGCGGUGGUCGGCGCCUCACGUGACUAGGCGACCUCUUAUAAGCGAUACUCGUCAACGCAUUUAUUUUCAAUUGACAUGAUAUUCAAUAUUGGAUUUUCACUAUCUUGGAAGAGGGACCGUGACGUUGCGCACGCGCCUCAGAAAACGUGUGCGCGUCCACUUGAUUGAAGCGGACCGAGGAACGCGAGGAGGCUCGUGCGCGCUCGGAAGCGGCCGCGCGCGUUCUGCCUGUCGACGUCUCGGGAGCGUGCACGAGCGCGGACGUCAAGGACGGUCGACGCGACGCGAGCAUCCUCUUUGUCUUGGUUCUAGCGGUGCUGAUCCUGGUGAGGUCAUCGCCCUGGAGAAACGUGCGUGAGUGAGUGGGUGCGUGCGUGUUGACGUCGUCCCCGGCGCGGGAAUCAACAGGACGAGGCGCGCGCGCACAAAAAUAAAGAGGACGACAGUCAACAUGUCUCCUGCUGCGAGACCCCGGUGAAAAGGACUUGUGGACCGGAGCGGAACGAACCGAACCUGCCAAGGGUCGAACCAAGGGCGUCUGCUUCGAUUGACAAAGCAUCCAAACAUGGAGGUGCGCGCGUCGCUGCUGCUGCUGGCGCUGCACUGCGGCGCGAUGGCGCUGUGCGGCUGCGAGCCACGCGUGGUCCACGUGGGCGCCGUGCUGAGCCAGAAGCGCUACGAGCAGGUGUUCCGCGAUGCCGUGGCCCAUGCCAACGCCGCCUACGGGCGCGAACGUUUCAAGAUGAACGCCAUCGCCGUCACGCACAAGGCCAACGCCAUCCAGAUGGCGCUCUCCGUCUGCGAGGAUCUCAUCUCCAACCAGGUGUACGCCAUCUUGGUGAGCCACCCCCCGCAGUCCAACGACCACCUGACUCCGACACCCGUGUCCUACACGGCCGGCUUCUACCGCAUUCCCGUGGUGGGCCUCACCACGCGCAUGUCCAUCUACUCCGACAAGAGCAUCCACCUGUCGUUCCUGCGCACGGUGCCGCCCUACUCGCAUCAGGCCAGCGUGUGGUUUGAUUUGAUGCGUGAGUUCCGCUGGAAUCAUAUCAUCCUCAUCGUCAGCGACGACCACGAGGGACGAGCGGCGCAGAAACGACUGGAAACGCUGUUGGAGGAGAAGGAGACCAAGACUAAAAUCAGGAACUAUGAAAACGUGGACCAACACGGCUUUGACUUCCGGAGAACGCCUAAGGCCGAGAAGGUUCUUCUGUUUGGACCCGACACCAAUCUGACCGCCCUGCUCAUGGACGCCAAAGACCUGGAGGCCCGCGUCAUCAUCCUUUCUGCCAGUGAGGACGAGGCGGCAGGUGUCUACAAAGCAGCCCGUCACCUCAACAUGACCGGUUCUGGUUACGUUUGGAUCGUCGGAGAGAGAGAGAUGACGGGAAAGGCUUUGAGUGAAGCACCGGAUGGCCUGCUGGGUCUGCAGCUGAUUAACGGUAAAAACGAGUCGGCGCACAUCACGGACGCCGUGGGAGUGGUGGCGCAGUCCCUGCAGGAGCUUCUGGACAAGGAGAACAUCACGGAACCUCCACGAGGGUGCGUGGGCAACACCAACAUCUGGAAGACAGGGCCCCUCUUCAAAAGGGUGCUGAUGUCCUCCAAGUACACGGAGGGGCUGACCGGUCGCAUCGAGUUCAACGACGACGGCGACCGGCGCUUUGCAACCUACAAUAUCCUUAACUACCAGCAGAAGCCCGGGAGGCUUGUCCAGGUCGGAAUCUUCAACGGCUCGCAGGUGGUGAUGAACCCCCAGAGGAAAAUCAUCUGGCCCGGCGGGGAGACCGAAAAGCCAGUCGGAUACCAGAUGUCGACCAAACUCAAGAUCGUGACCAUCCACCAGGAGCCUUUUGUCUACGUCAAGCCCACCAAGGCGGAUGGAACGUGUAAGGAGGAACACACAGUCAACGGGGUCCUCAUCAAGAAGGUCAUUUGCACCGGACCCAAUGGAACCAUUCCAGGUCAGCCGACGGUUCCUCAGUGUUGUUAUGGCUUCUGCAUUGACCUGCUCAUCAAAUUGGCCAUGAGCAUGAACUUCACCUACGAGGUGCACUUGGUAGCCGACGGAAAGUUUGGAACGCAAGAGAGAGUGAACAACAGCAACAAGAAGGAGUGGAACGGCAUGAUGGGCGAGCUCCUGGGGGGUCUGGCCGACAUGAUCGUGGCCCCUCUCACCAUCAACAACGAGCGCGCUCAGUACAUCGAGUUCUCCAAGCCCUUUAAGUAUCAGGGCCUGACCAUCCUGGUCAAGAAGGAAAUCCCUCGCAGCACGCUGGACUCCUUCAUGCAACCUUUUCAGAGCACCUUGUGGCUCCUUGUCGGCCUGUCGGUCCACGUGGUGGCAGUGAUGCUCUACCUAUUAGACCGGUUCAGCCCGUUCGGAAGGUUUAAAGUCAACAGCGAAGAAGAAGAAGAAGACGCCCUCACCUUGUCCUCGGCCAUGUGGUUCUCCUGGGGGGUUCUGCUGAACUCCGGCAUUGGAGAAGGAGCCCCGAGGAGUUUUUCGGCCAGGAUUCUGGGAAUGGUGUGGGCGGGAUUCGCCAUGAUCAUCGUGGCGUCGUACACGGCCAACCUGGCCGCCUUCCUGGUGCUGGACCGGCCUGAGGAGCGCAUCACUGGCAUCAACGACCCCAGGCUGCGAAACCCGUCAGACAAGUUCAUCUACGCGACGGUCAAGCAGAGCUCGGUCGACAUUUACUUCCGGCGUCAAGUGGAGUUGAGCACCAUGUAUCGUCAUAUGGAGAAGCACAACUACGAGAGCGCCGCUGAGGCCAUACAGGCUGUCAGAGACAACAAACUGCACGCCUUCAUCUGGGACAGCGCUGUGCUGGAGUUCGAGGCGUCGCAGAAAUGCGACCUGGUAACCACCGGCGAGCUUUUCUUCCGCUCGGGAUUUGGCAUCGGGAUGCGGAAGGACAGCCCCUGGAAGCAGAACGUUUCGCUGGCCAUUCUAAGUUCACAUGAGAACGGCUUCAUGGAGGACCUGGACAAGACUUGGGUUCGAUACCAGGAAUGUGACUCCAGGAGCAACGCGCCGGCCACACUCACCUUCGAGAACAUGGCAGGUGUGUUCAUGUUGGUGGCGGGCGGCAUCGUGGCGGGCAUAUUCCUCAUCUUCAUCGAGAUCGCCUACAAACGACACAAGGACGCCCGCAGGAAGCAGAUGCAGCUGGCCUUUGCCGCCGUCAACGUCUGGAGAAAGAACCUGCAGCCGUACCCGACCGACAUCACCGGCCAGAUCAACCUAUCGGAUCCCUCCGUCAGCACUGUGGUGUGAACGUCGGGGCCACACCCAUCACACAGACAUACAAGCCCAAAUUGCUUUGGUUUUGUUUUCAUCUUUCUGGGUCAUCCAUCAGGUGGGCGGAGCCGGAGCAGCAGGAAGCAGCUUCCUAUCACUAUGAAACAUAUUAUUCCCAAUGUUCAUCAUUAAGAUUAUAAAAAUAUUGAAAGCUACAAAAUCCCCACUUACAUCUUCAAUAUAUUUUGAAGUGCAAUUUUCUUCAGUUUGCGGUACUUUCUGUUACUUGUGGGGAAGUUUUUGUUCAUUUUGGGACACCCUCUUCUUGUGCAAUUUAAGGCCUCUCUUCAUUUUUGGGGUACAUUCUGUUCAUUUUUUGCAUCACUUCCUAUUCCUAUAAAUGCUUCUCAAUUAUUUUCUGUUACGCCCCCCCAGGAAGACAUAAAUGCCCACCCCCUGCCCCAACUCUCUGACGCCACUGUAAAUACUAUCAUUGUCUCUACAAAUAUUAUUAUUUUAAGUACACCUCUGCAUAGAAUUGUUUCCUUUUUAUUGAGAAACUUAGAAUAAAGUAUAACUUUAUUAACAUUGUUUUGUUUGUAACGGAAAAGACUUAUAGCGCAUAAAUGUGCCUAAAAAAGGCACAUCCAAACUGUAAAAAUACACUCAAGGUCCAUUUUUUGACCAUUUGAUACUGAAAAAUAAAAUGUAACUAAGAAUAAAUCAAUGAUAAUAAAUUCAAAUUUAGCAACAAUAACUUUGAGUAUAAUAUGCCAAACAAUUUGACCGGAAAAAAUAGGAAAAAAACGACAGUGUCACUGGACAGAGGGACAGUUUCUAUUUUUGCUGCAGGCAGUAUCAGCUCCUUUGCGAUAGUGUGGGAUUAUUUUCCACUGAGCAUGCUAACAGCGCUCAUUAGUUUACUGAUGUAAUACUGACAAAGAGGGACGAUUGUUGGCAAUAUUCGGCACGUGUUUGCUGAAAUAAAUCAUGCGGCUUAUCAAUGUGAUUGGGCUCUAAUGCCUUUGAGUGAUGUCUUAAAGGGUAUGACAACACCUGGGGAAAUGCUAAUAUUCCAUCAUUUAUCCAUAAAGGCAUGCCUUUUGGAUUCAUAUCAUGCCACUUCGUGUAAUUACACACAUCGCAACACCAAGAAAAUGAUAGCAACACCAAGAAAAUGAUAGACAUUUGGAUCGAUUGUCAAGCUAAAAGGACCCGCCCCGAGAUCCCGGAAAUCCAGCAUAUUGUGUGCGUGACGUCACGACAAGGAAACAACCGGCUCAGUGCUUAGUACUGAAUGGCGGCUAUGAUGGCGGACAAUUUUGUUUCUAGUUGCAGCGACGAAUCCGACAUAACGAACAUUCUUCUAAUGGUGACGAGGAACGUUAUGAACCUUUCUUUGGUGUUUUGGGUUAUCAAUUUGAGCCCAAACGAAAGCCAUUGUAGCCUAAUGAAUGGAUCAUUGAGGGGAGUAAUCACACUGAUGAAACACCGGCAACAUAUCUUAUGGGAAACACCGAAUGGUUUGUUUUGCAUUUCUUUUUGUGAAGCUGAUACACCGUGACCGCAAAAUAAUCAUGUAAUGUAUAGAAUAAUUAUCAUUUAUUGUGCUAUCAUAGGUUUUCGCUCUGCCAACAGACACAAAUAUGAAUGGGAUUAGAGGAUUUGUUCUAUAUAUUUUACGAGCGAUAAUUUAUACAUGUGUCCAGUCCUAUAUCCAAUGCGUGAUAUGUUUUUAUUAUAAAAGAGUACUCACUCUGGCCAUUUCGAGCUUGGCUGCUCCGCUCCUUUGGUUAGCCUGGGGUGGUCUCAUCAGAACCAGUCAUCAUUCUCUUUCUUGAUAUCUCGGGACAUUUAGGUGGCUGCGCGUGUAUGGUGGACACCGCAUCUGCUUUCGUCAGCAAUUUCUUAGCAAAACCUGAUUUCAGGUUUAAAAUGUGCACCACACAAAACUGUGCCGGAGGCUGGGUCUGCAAAAUUAGCCCUCUUAGCACGGACGAACUUUACUCAUUGUCUGCGUAGUCCAUCUCUUUUUCUCGUGUUCGGGAACUCAUGGGUACUACAUUGCGACAAAUGGCAAUUUGUAGACCACAUAGCAUGACAGGUUUGAACCAUUUUAGCGAUUUUUGAUAAAACACGAAUGCAACUCUCUGUCGAUAAACAACGGUGGCACCUGCCUCGACCUUUCGUUUCCUUGUUAUGACGUCUCCGCCCCAUUCGGCUGUUUCCGGAAUACUUUCGGAAAUGUUCGUAAUUUUCGAUCUAUUUUCAAUAAUUGCUCAUGAAUGUGAUUUAUUUUUUUGUUAACUUUAUUAAUAUGUGUAAUCUUGCCAUAUAACGGUUCUAUUGAUAUCUCACAGCCCCUUAGUGUUUUGAUACCCUUUAAUAGAUUUGACUUCCUGCUGUCCACUGCAAACAUUUUUAGACACAGUAAACAGACUCGUAUUUUCUUGUCUCCAACUGUAUAAAAGUCAAAGCCAAAAACUAUAUAUGCUUCGUCAUAUAUCCUCAUUUAGCUCCUCAUAUCUCCAGUGCUCUUUACUAUGUGCGCUCACUGCUCGCUUGGUUCAAAAAUAUUGCGCACACUCUGAAAAUGAGAGCGCCACUGCCACCCACUGAGUGGGUGUGUAAGUACACUUUAUUCUCGUACGGCAGAAGUAUGUUUCCCCGAGGUCACAUGCGCCACCCCCUGCAUGGCUACGCGCCCCCCUGGGGGGGCUGCACCACUAUUUGAGAAGUACUGCUAUAGGACCACUUUACAUUUUGGAGUAACUUCCUGUUCAUUUUUUGGUCAUUAUGUGUUCAUAUUUUGGUCACGUCUUGUACAAUUUGGGGCAUUUGUUCAUUUUUGGGGAACUUCCUGUUCAUUUUUUUGUACAUCACUUAAUCCUAUAAGAGAACUGUUCAUUUCUGGUCACAUUUGGGUCAUUUUGGGGCCCUUAUUUGGUCACUUCUUGCUAUUCUUUGGGUCAUUUUGCCUUCAUUUUUGGGUCUCUUCUUGUACUAUUCGGGCAUUUGUUCAUUUUUGGGGGGAAUGCCCUGUUAAUUUUUUUUUUACAUCACUUCCAAAUCCUCGGGAAGAACUAUUCAUUUUUGGUUGGCUUCUUGUUCAUCAUCCUUAACUUCUGUCAUUUUGGGAAACUUAGUGGGUCACUUGUGGCUCAUUUUUGGGUCAAUUCCUUUACAAUCUGGAGCGUUUGUUCUAUUUUGGACACUUCCUGUUAAUUUUUGCAUCACUUCCUAUGCCUAUGGAAGCACUGCUCAUUUUUGGGUCGGUUCCAAUUCAUGUUUUAGUCAUUUUGUAUUCAUUUUGGGUAAUAUGUACAGUUUGAGGCGCUUGUUCAUUUUUGGGGCACUUCCUGUUCAUUUUGGAGCACUUACUCAUUUUUGGGUCACACUAGGGCUAUUUUUUUUUCUUUUUUUUUUUUUCUUUUUUAGUUUUUAGUCACCUCCUAUAAAUUUAUUCGGUAUUUCUUCUUGGCUUUUGUGGACUUGCCCAAUUUUUGAGUCACUUCCUGUUCAUUUUUUUUUUUUUUUUGCAUCACCUCCUAUUCCUAUAGAAGAAAUGUUCAGUUUGGGUCACUUCCUGUAUAUUUAUUGGGUCAUCUCUGUAAUUUUGGGGCACUUAUUUAUUUUUUGGUACACUUUGGGGCUGUUUUUUAAACUUCCUCAUAAGUUUUGAGUGAAUUCCUAUUAAUUUAUACCCCCUUCUUGAUCCUCUUGGGGUACCUGCUUAUUUUUGGGUCACUUACUGUUCAAUUUGUGAUACCUUCUGUACAGUCGGUAGUUCCCUCUGGGAGAUCUAGUACUGCGUCGACACGAAACAGUAAGUGAUCUUGGCGGGUUGUUUUGUAAAUAUUUUCUAUGGAUUCACUGAGCAAUAUAGCAAAGACCUCUAGUUAACUUUAGCAUGUUAGCUUGAGUAGAUUUGAACAUCACUGCCCGCCUGUCCAGUUCCAGAGGCUCCGCCCCCCUGACGCUCCCACGGCAUGCUGGGAUUAAUGAUGUCACCACACCUGUAUUUUGAUGUCACUCAGUCUACCUCCGCCGGCCAAUCAACACUCAGUGACUGUGUUGCUUUUACUUGCUUACCAUAUUACUUGUUAGCAUCGAACAAUGUGUUAGUGUGUUGAGCUCAUUUACCAUGCUCUCAAGUUGACCUGUGACACCUCGUAUGAACUUUACCGCUCGUUAGCCGACUGUCUAGCUAAUCUGGCUAACGCUCAUCAAUGCUAAUCCAGCUGCCGGUUUUGAGUCGUCAGCUAACAUUAGAGCACGUUUUUCCUCUGGGCCAACGAUGUUUUCAAGUGCUUAAAUGUCAAAGUCGUGAAUUUCCUCGAGAAAACAGAUUUGAGAUCUCCAAGUACCGUAUUUUCCGGACUAUAAAUUGCUUUGGAGUAUUUAGUAGUAAACCAAACUACUCAAAAAAUGCGUCAAAGAAAAAUAGAUAAGUAGCACGAGACUGUGUCGGAACAUUUGGAGGAAAAUGUAGCAUUUGUUGUCUGCUAUUUUUCGCCAUGUAGCUCAAAUGCAGUAUUCAGCAACAAAAAAGCAGUUCAAUAACUGUCCUGCUACUAGUGCUAACGUGAACACUCUCCAGCUUAGCAGGCUAUUACGUUGCAGCACUUCAGCUCAACAAAGGCCAGCUUUGUUCAACUUUCGUAGCAUGCACACAGGCUUUUACUUACGGUCUUGGGUAACACUCAGCCCACCGACUAGGGUUGCCAACUGUCCCUUGAAAAGCUGAAUCGUCCGGUAUUCAGAAACAAAAGUACGCGUCCCUUAUUAAGCUUUCCAGGGAUCCGCUUUGUCCCUCUUUUUUUAUUUUCAAAUUCGAAAAUAGUAUCUUUGUUUGUGGAAUGAACUAAUACUGGUAUGGUGCUUUACAAGAAUAUGCAGGGAAACGCAUUCCUCUGCCUAUCCUGCUUUUUGAGCAAUGAGCUGAUGGAACAAUGACAAUACGAAAUCCCUCUCCUCUCAUUGGGCGAGGUAGUGCCAUUAAAGGAAGAAAACAUAAAAGUGAGGGAGAUGAGAGGUUUGAGUGAAGCGAGAGUAAAAACCAUGUUCAAAAUUAUGAUCAUUUGUUUUCUUGUUUUUUUCUGUGUACUCCAUUUUCGCUAAAUGUAUUAUUUUUGUGUUUUGUCACAUUAUAUUUGGAGUGAUCAUUUGCAAAAUGUUGUUGCUGAGGGUACUUUGAACGCACCUAAAUUGUAAUAGAAAAAUUUACCUGAGAGUUUGUUUGCACUUUUUAAGAAAAGCAUUUUUAAAAAGGCCAAAAAACACACACACACAUACACACAUAUAAAGGCUCAGGACCUUAAGCGUUAAAUUAUACCAAUUUUAAAUUUAGCAGUACAGUUUUAAUUCCAGUAUAUUUUGUAUUAAAAUACAUUACUGAUAAUUGUUGUUUUUCCCAUGUGCUUAUAUAACUCAAAUAUAUACCUAAUUGAUUGUUUUGAAUAAAACUAUCAUCAUUAUUAUUAUUAUUAUUAUUUUAAAAAAUAACUUUUCACAUAAAACACAGUUAUCGGGCCAGACAGCUCUACCAAUGAGGUGUCGCUUUUUUUUUUUGUCUUUUUCAGGGAAAUGGCAACCC